Messenger RNA from Ordospora pajunii, 1215 nucleotides. Its product is annotated as putative peptidase M48 domain-containing protein. The record is from RefSeq and is a predicted model, not a curated record. The transcript has a single exon. Bases 1 to 1215 code for a protein of 404 amino acids. Gene Ontology annotation, molecular function: metalloendopeptidase activity. Gene Ontology annotation, biological process: proteolysis. Lineage: Eukaryota; Fungi; Microsporidia; Ordosporidae.
AUGAAACAUUUUUGGAAGGGCAGCUUUUAUGUAUUCUUUGCACUAACGUAUCUGGCACUGUCUCUUGAGGCUCUGAAUAUGUUUAAUGUUCAGAAAGAUCUGGAUUCUGGAAAAACAGGUCUUGAGGCAAGCCUUGCAGCAAAUGAAAUGGCAAAAAACGAUGAAACAUAUGUACCAGCACUUAGAAUGGCCUUAUCAAAGAGAAAUAUUGAGAUAUCUGUAAGCCUUGCAGUACAUACUAUCCACUUUCUUGCAUGCAUUAUGUUCUUUGUAACAAGCGCAAGAAAUAAAAGUUUGAAGUUCAUAGACAGGCUGUUUGGCAACAUCGUCAAAGUAGGGCUUGUGUUUUUAACGUUCAUGCUGAGCAUGCUGAUGAUGGAUGUGAUAUUGGACUAUACUGUUGUUCUUCUUGGUAAAAACACACCGCUCGCAACAGUGUUAUUAAUAUGUUUUUUUGCCGUUGUGAUUGUCUUCCCCGUGUUUGUGUUUAUAUCUACAAAGCUAUUGAGGAUAUUCGGCACUAGCUUCAUAAUAGCAUGCUACCUGUCGUACUUUGUGCUGGAGGUAUUGGAGAUUGUGUUUAUUUCAGGCGUGAACUCUGCCAAGAUGGUCAAGGUAGCGCCAGCGAUAUUUUCCGAAAGCGUACAGACGGUUCUGAACGAGCAGGGAUUGUCUCAGUCCAUAUACAGGGAACAAAUACCUGGAAAUGAUGUGAAUGCAGCGCUUAUAGGGAUUGGAAGCGAAGAAAGAAUAGAAAUAUAUGGAAGCAUGCAAGGCAUAGAUAAAAGGGAAUUGGAGUCGAUAAUGAUGCACGAAGCAGGCCAUUCGUAUCACAAAAGUCUAACAAAAAAGAUUCUUGUGUUUUUCGGGCUUCUGAUUGCUGAGCUGGCAAUCUUGGUUUUUAUUUUUAGCAAGUAUGCAGAUAAGUUUGUAUGUGAAGGCAUCACGAAAGAAUAUUCAUUUCUUGCUCUAGCAUGCAUUUACUUUGUGUCGAUUAGACCAUGGAUAUUUGUUUUGUACAACCUUACAUCGCAAAGCACAGAGGUAUCUGCAGACAUUAUUACAAAGAAGUAUAACUAUAACAGCAUAUUAGCAAGUGUUUUAUACAAAAUAUCUAUGCAAUCCUUUGAGUUUAUAGCACCUUCUUCGAUGUACAACCUGCUGAACUCCUUGCAUCCAAGCACACUGUCCAGGAUUGAAUAUUUAAGCAACUGA